Messenger RNA from Gigantopelta aegis, 4100 nucleotides. Its product is annotated as glutamate receptor ionotropic, kainate 1-like. Gene Ontology annotation, biological process: modulation of chemical synaptic transmission; synaptic transmission, glutamatergic. Bases 265 to 2850 code for a protein of 861 amino acids. The record is from RefSeq and is a predicted model, not a curated record. Gene Ontology annotation, cellular component: plasma membrane; postsynaptic membrane. NCBI's taxonomy places the organism in Eukaryota, Metazoa, Mollusca, Gastropoda, Neomphalida, Peltospiridae. The transcript is spliced from 13 exons. Gene Ontology annotation, molecular function: glutamate-gated receptor activity; transmitter-gated monoatomic ion channel activity involved in regulation of postsynaptic membrane potential.
UGCGACUUGACGUGCUUCCAACUGGAUAACAUCGACAGUGAUUCCGUACUGAUGUCCUAAUCCUGGCAUGUUGGUGAGUUUGAAAGAUGGACACUCUUUCCGCACUGCCAUGACAUACCGGUUGAUGUAUUGCAACUGGUAACACGUGGGACGUAAGCAGGGGAAGAUAUUCGAUGAUGUGGUGUGAGAACGAACCAAAUUAUGGGUUUCUCUAUAAAACUUCGUUGUCAGAUCCUAGAUAGUGGGUGAUCGAGUCUAGGAAACAUGGAAUUAACAGACGUUCACACCAGACACAUGGCCGUGUGUGUGUACAUGUUGUUUCACCUGUCUCAGACGACGGCUCGUGAGCACGUGCACAACAUAGGUUUUUUGUCAGGUGAGGAUGACGUCAAGGUAAAUUUGAUGGAGCUGAUUGCCCGGACACACCACGCGACGACGAACGCUCUCUUCCUACACGACCUGCCGCAAGACGAGUUCAACGCGUACGCACAAGUGUAUGACGACCUCAAGACUAAAAAUUUGUCGGCUGUAAUCGGUCCCUACAAUAAAGUGUUUGCCGCUGUCACUGACACGUUGAAGAUUUUAUACUGCGUCACUUCUAUUUCACCAGCCAAUCGCAAGUCGGCACGUGGUCUGUUUGAGGUGUUUCCGGAAGCCAAGGUGUUUGCACGGGCGGUCUCUGAUCUCACGGAAUAUUACGCCUACACUAAAAUAGCUGUCAUAUCAGAUUCACUUCCAGGCUCGGUGGUAUUUGAGAAGUUGGCACAAAAAGUGACCGUGCAGGUGACUGGAUUCAAGAUUGACAGCAACAACAUCUCGGAGAGCACGCUGCGGCUGGAGUUGAAGUCGAUGAGAGACAACUUCUACCAGGCGUUCGUUAUCGUCUGCAAUCCAGAGAACACCGACAAAGUCCUCAGGCAGGGUGUGUCAUUAAGUAUGUUUGCAAAUCCAAACAAAUGGCUCCUUGUAAACACGGGCUUGGUGAAGUAUGACCUGGACGAGUACGUCGACUCGAGAGCUAACCUCACGGUUCUCAGACUCAUGAUGGACAGUGACUCGGACAACUGUGACCUUGACCCGGCCAACGUGACGCUGCAGAGUUCAGUGCUGCAUGACGCCAUCACGCUGUCACUCAGUCUGAGUCGUGAGAUGCAGGACAAGAAAAACAGAAACAGAGAUGUUCGCAAACGAGUCAACAAGCUGAAGAUCCACGGUUGUACGGGUCUACUUGAGUUCUCGGGUCAAGGCAAGCGGAAGAAGAAAUAUCUGCAGUUGAUGACGUUACAGGCUUACCGGACAGGUCUGACGACAUCGGAUUCUCGUGUGUUGCCCUAUCAACAUCAACAGUCAAAUGGCGUCGUGUCCCCUGAAAGUGGGUGCUCGACGGGGACGUGGAGCAGUAACGAGAGCGGCCUGUACAAGCGAGUGGACCCGUCCAAGACGUACAGCAGCGUCACCAGGGCGCUCGGGGACGUAUUCGGGCACACCCCGCUACGAGUCACCACCAAAAUAGAGCCGCCAUUUGUCCAGCUGAAGAAGGACCACGAGACUCGAGUGGGUAACGACCGAUUUGAGGGCCACCUGGUGGACGUUUUAAUGGAAAUAGCGAACAUCCUCAAGUUCCAGUACAACAUCACGCAGGUCCCGGAUGGAAAGUUCGGCAGUCUGAAGUCGUACGGGUGGACGGGCAUGAUCCGGGAGCUCGUUGAUAAUAAAGCCGACAUAGCUCUAGCCCCAUUCCAGAUGUCUCCGAUCCGAUCGACUGUGGUGGACUUCACGAAGCCGUUCAUGACGAAGGGAACGACUGUGGUGAUCAAGAAGCCAGAGAAGCGCCUGUGGAUCUUCCAGUUCCUCUCGCCGCUUUCCAAGAUGGUGUGGAGCGCCAUCUUCGUCUCCUUCGUCGUCGUCAGCCUGGCGCUGUUCGGCGUCAGCCGCGUCAACCGCGACAGGAGCCGCUCCUACUCCGGCAACCUCAUCGAGAGUUUGUGGUACAUCUGGGGCACACUCCUCCGGGGAAGCCUCACUGGAGCUCCUGUGGCGAUCUCCAGUCGUGUGGUGAGCAGCGCCUGGUGGUUCUUCACACUCAUCAUCAUCUCUCUCUACACAGCCAACCUGGCAGCUUUCUUGACCAUCACCAUCUCCAAUGUUGGCAUUCACUCCGCGGCAGACCUAGCGUACCAGGAUUAUUACGACUAUGGCACUGUGGACGAUAGUCAGAUCGAGUACUUUUUUAACUACACCAAAAUGACACACUAUGCAAAGAUGUGGGCGCAUAUGUCAACGCUGAGACCUCAGUCGAUGGUGAGACGAGUUGAGAACGGGUUCGAGAGAGUCCGCCUAGGGAAGUACGCCUUCAUAUGGGAUUCGCCAACCAUCCGCCACGAGAUAUCCGCCGACUGUGACCUGAUGGAAAUAGGUCACCCGUUUGAUCUCAAGGGGUACGGAAUAGCCACAAGGAAAAACGCACCUUUUGGUGAAAAGAUCUCGUUGGCAAUACUCAAGCUGAAUGAUAAUGGUAUCAUUUACAGGCUGGAAGGAAAAUGGUGGCGCCGCCAGAACUGUCCGGACCAGCGAUCGAGCGCGGAUACGAAAUCCCUGGACUUCCAGAACGUGGCGGGCAUGUUCCUCGUGCUGCUGGCCGGCAUCAUCCUGUCGUCUGUCGUCUGCCUCUUCCAGUACUGCCUCAGGAAGAGCAGGACAAAGAAGAAAGGGACUGAAGAGAACGAUGUGAUCGACGAAGGCACCGAUGUCCGACAAACGAGAGCCAUCUACGACAACGCAAACGACUUCCAUUAUUACGGCAACGUGGCGCCUAAGCUGAAAGUUAACGAUGAUGACGACCUUUACUGACAACUCAUUAGAUCUUGUUUUUAACUAUACCUCCGCUAAACAGAUCUAUCAGUCAUGGGCCACUGUUACAAUAUGGACAUUCCAUCCUGGAGAAAAUGAUAUAAUGAUAAUGAUUCCAGUAGACCGACAUGUUCAGAAUCAGAGAGGUGCAAGGAGAAAUCGUGAAAUAAUACUAUAGCAGGUGGUUGGCAAUUAUGACAGUUUGUAAUGCGUAAUGCCUAGCUUGAUUAACAUCCAAGAGAGUAAAGAUGCUGAUUGUUAAUGUCGGUCAGUUGAAAGGGAAUAGUGUGUUGGUCUGUUAAUGUCGGUGAGUUGAAGGGGAAUAGUGUGUUGGUCUGUUAAUGUCAUCAACAAGUCAGUUCGUCAAAACUAAAUGACAAAAACAAUUAAAACGUUCAGGUUGUAUCCCUGGACAGAUCAGUCCCAAAGAUGUUUUGUGAACGUCAUGACGGUAAGCUUAACUCUGGUGCAUCAUCUAUACGAGGACAGUCACUCCACAUUACGAUGCAUCUUUUCUACAUCAUAUAUGAGGACAGCCACUCAUCCGACCGAUACAUACUCCAUAAUGUUGCCUUCAGAAGAACUGCCAAAACUGUUGAACAUACAGCUUACAAGAAGGCGGUUGGCUGAACGUGAAAGUAAAAGAACAAAACACACAUUGGUAUGCCACUGGUUACAUCUUCCGUUUUGAUAUGACCCAGGGUGAACAUUCCAUUUUAUCUUAGUCAAAAGGGAACCCUGAUACGCAUUUGAUGUAGAGGGAUAUUGCUAAGACAUACACGCCAAGCAGAGAGAGAGAGAGAGAGAGAGAGAUUAUGAAUUGUAUACCAGACAGUUUUGUGUGGGCUGUUUUAUAUCAAGCUGCAUGGGUUUAUUUUUAUAAGCGGAAGCAGCGGUGUAAACAUCAAAGGACGAUUAUUUAACGGUAAUAUUAAUUUUCGCGCAAUUGGGUCACAACUGUUGAAUUACUGAUGCGGAAUGCACUGUUUGUUUAACGAUACCUCACUAUGUUAUGUUAACUGAUGUGUGUGUGUCAGCGGAUGAAUCCUGGGAGUGUUGUAGAAUUGACGUAUAUGUGUUUGUGUAAAUCUGGAUUGCAAUAAGGGUACACGGUGAUCUAUGCACAUUUCCUGGAACAUAUAGAGGAUAUUUCAUGUGUUUGUCAAAUAUGAUUUAUAUUUCAUCUCGUGAAGUUUGCAAUCAUAUCUCACGAGUCGCGCUUGCGCGACGAGUGUGAUAUGUUUGCAAAC